UGACCACUGACCUCUGACCCUGAAAGUGCUGAUGUCUGCAGGUUUAUAGUCACAAGAUCAGACAAGACCAAGAUUUUACAACUAGACAAAAAAUAUAUAGAUCGAGGUGUUAGAGAUGGUAGAGAAGAGUGGAAAGCUAUUGGCUAUCAUAGCUGAUGAGGACACAUGUACGGGUUUUCUGCUGGGUGGUAUAGGAGACAUCAACAACAAGAGGCAAGAGAACUACCUCAUCGUGACCAAAGAUACUGCAGUAAGUGAUAUUGAAGAUGCUUUCAAGAGCUUCACUGGGAGAAGAGACAUUGCUAUCAUACUCAUCAACCAGAAUAUUGCAGAGAUGAUACGGCACCUGAUAGACAACUAUUCGCAGCCCAUCCCAGCAGUCUUGGAGAUCCCCUCUAAAGACCACCCCUACGAUCCUUCCAAAGACUCCAUCCUCAGAAGAGCAAAGGGUAUGUUCAAUGCUGAAGACUUCCGCUGAUCUCAGAGAACUAUUCAAAAGCUAGUGUCUUGUAUAGUCAGCAAUCUAUGUUUGUGUAGCAGGUCACAUUCCGUGCUUUUUGUCAGCUCAUGACAAUUUAUGUGUAAUUACAAAUUACAAGUUAGUGCAUGUUGUUUAUUGUUGUCGAAAUGUGAAUCAUAGGAUGACUGUAAUCACGGUCAUCUGAGGUUUAUUUAUGUAAACAAGUGUG
This is a messenger RNA of Halichondria panicea, 689 nucleotides long. Its product is annotated as V-type proton ATPase subunit F-like. Lineage: Eukaryota; Metazoa; Porifera; Demospongiae; Suberitida; Halichondriidae. The coding region runs from base 116 to 478 and encodes 120 amino acids. The transcript has 5 exons. Gene Ontology annotation, molecular function: proton-transporting ATPase activity, rotational mechanism. Gene Ontology annotation, biological process: proton transmembrane transport. The record is from RefSeq and is a predicted model, not a curated record. Gene Ontology annotation, cellular component: membrane; proton-transporting V-type ATPase, V1 domain.